GGGUUUCGCUGUGCUGCCCUUUCCCGCGUCGCUCUGUCCCCUGACGCUCUACCACUUAUGGAGUGACAUCACCCGUCACCUCCCGUCUCCGCGGCGCGCUCCUCCCGCGCUCGCACACGGCGCCUGUCGAGCUCGGCGCGCUCCCAUCACACCCAGUUCCUGGAACUGAGAAGGCGGCCGAUCGGCACCAAAAGCCUCGAAGCAUGAAUAGCAGCUUCCUGAACAUGGCGUCCGUCGGGGACUUCUUGAGCACUAGUAUCCCCGCCACCAAAGUGGAGAUCACCGUGUCCUGCAGGAAUCUCCUGGACAUGGACACAUUUUCCAAAUCUGACCCACUUUGUGUGCUCUACACGCAAGGACUUGGCAGCAAAGAGUGGAGAGAAUUUGGGCGGACAGAGGUCAUUGACAACACCUUGAACCCAGACUUCGUGCGAAAAUUCAUUCUGGACUAUUUUUUUGAGGAAAGGCAGAACCUGCGCUUUGAUUUGUAUGAUGUUGAUUCGAAGAGCGCCAACCUGUCAAAGCAUGACUUCCUUGGCCAGGCCUUCUGCACCAUGGGGGAAGUGGUGGGAUCCCUGGGAGGCCGUCUGGAGAAGCCACUGGUAGGCAUUCCUGGUAAGAAGUGCGGAACCAUUAUUGUGAAGGCAGAAGAACUGAGCAACUGCAGGGAGUCUGUGAUGAUGCAGUUCUGCGGGAACAAGCUGGACAAGAAAGACUUCUUUGGAAAGUCUGACCCGUUCUUGGUCUUCUACCGCAGCAAUGAGGACGGAACGUUCACCAUCUGCCACAAGACAGAGGUGGUGAAGAACACACUAAACCCUGUGUGGCAGGCCUUUAAGAUCCCUGUGAGAGCCCUGUGCAACGGGGACUACGACAGAACAAUCAAGGUGGAGGUGUAUGACUGGGAUCGAGAUGGCAGCCAUGACUUCAUUGGCGAGUUCACCACCAGCUACAGAGAGCUGUCGCGCGGCCAGUCCCAGUUCAACGUGUACGAGGUGAUAAAUCCAAAGAAAAAAGGGAGGAAGAAAAAAUACCUGAAUUCUGGAACUGUAACUCUGCUCUCGUUCCUCGUGGACACCGAAGUCACGUUCCUGGACUACAUCAAAGGCGGAACGCAGAUCAAUUUCACUGUGGCAAUUGAUUUUACAGCAUCUAACGGUAACCCUGCCCAACCCACUUCCCUCCACUACAUGAGUCCAUACCAGCUCAACGCUUAUGGCAUGGCGCUGAAGGCUGUGGGCGAGAUCAUCCAAGACUAUGACAGUGAUAAGAUGUUUCCUGCCCUGGGCUUCGGUGCCAAGCUUCCACCUGACGGCAGGGUCUCCCAUGAGUUUGCACUGAAUGGAAACCCGCAGAACCCCUACUGCAAUGGCAUUGAUGGCGUCAUGGAGGCCUACUACCAGAGCCUCAGGUCUGUGCAGCUUUACGGGCCCACUAACUUCUCACCGGUCAUCAACCACGUGGCCAGGUAUGCCGCGUCAGUGAAAGACGGCUCACAGUACUUCGUCCUUCUCAUCAUUACGGAUGGGGUUAUCUCAGACAUGGCCCAGACCAAGGAGGCCAUCGUCAACGCCUCUUGUCUUCCGAUGUCGAUUAUAAUAGUGGGAGUUGGACCAGCGGAAUUUGAUGCCAUGGUCGAGCUAGAUGGUGAUGAGGUCAGGAUCUCUUCAAGAGGAAGAUAUGCAGAGAGGGACAUUGUUCAGUUUGUCCCCUUUCGAGACUAUGUCGACCGGACCGGGAAUCACAUCCUCAGUAUGGCUCGGCUGGCCAAGGACGUGCUGGCUGAAGUCCCUGACCAGUUCCUCUCCUACAUGAAGACCAGAGGCAUCAAACCUGCACCAGCACCGCCCCCCUACAGCCCCCCGGCACAACCCCUUCAAACCCAGAUCUGACAGGGGCCCCUCCCACACAGGCGCGUGCACACACGCUGUCACACAUACACACUUCUUGGUGGUGGUGUCUGGGGGGCUCUCUCUCCUUCCUCGCCUUGUCUCCUUGCACUGCAGGAGACUGGGAGUGUGAAUGCUCUUAAAGGUGGCCUGAGUUCCCCCGAUGGCACGUUUACUUCCUUUUUCUAGCGUUUUUCUGUCAUAGAACUGGACAGGUCCUCACGAGUGCCUUGAGAAGCGGCUGUCGGGGAGGAGGCUCUCGGACGCUCAACGGGACACAGCUUUUCUGGAGCAGUUGCAGAGAGAAAGGUCCCAUCACCUCCAGAUCUGCUACCGUGCGACUGUUGUACAUAACUUUGGGAAUGCAUUUCCAAUCGCUCGCUCUCUCUCUCUCUCUCUCUCUCUCUCUCUCUCUCUCUCUCUCUCUCUCUCUCUCUCUCAAUGUUUACAUGUUGAGGAUUGUUUUUACAGUUCAAUACUUUUAUAUGCCUACCUUGGAAUACUGAUACUCCUGAUGUGUUAUGAGUGCGGCAGCUGGCAGGUAGCCCUGAUUCUGACCCUGUGGCGCUUGUCCCUCAAGUGGCAUGUGGGACUGGAGCAUGUACCAUUGUCUGGCCUUGCACUGCGUUGUCUUGCCACUCUUUCAGCACUUGUUUCUUGCUUGAGUCACUGCCUUUGCACAAAACUCAUGUGCACAAACAGGAUGGUCCUGCGGUCAUUAUAGAAAACUCACCUUAUACUGUACUGCUGGAGACAGUGGGCACUGUUGUCACACACAAGUACUUUAUGUUAUCCUCAGACAUCGAGCAUUUUAAGACAUUUUUUUUUUCAGUUUUAAGUGUUAAAGUGUUGAAGUAUAUACAAGAGAAGUUCCCCAAAAAACGGAAGUAUAAAACAUUAUGACUUACAGUUGCACAUCGUUUGUCAGUAUACCAAUCGAUACCCAAGCCACCUGAUCACAGUAAUACUCUAUCACAGUGAAACAGUGGGUGUGCUGCUGUAAAAAUUAUUUUUGUCCUGUUCCACCUCUCCAGAGUACAUUGUGGGCGAUGGUGAGGUUGAGGCAUUUAUGUCCCUGUUUAUUCUCCAAAGUGACAUAGCACUGGGUGGGUUUGGCUACACGUACAAGGAGACAUGUGUCUGUAAGCAAAGGGGCACUUGUUCCUUCCCAGUGCUUGCUGAAGGUUAUGUAAGAAUUCCCUCUCCUGUGAACCCCUGGCAAGAUGUCUCAUUUACAUUUACAUUUUUUAUUUAGCAGACACUUUUCUCUAAAGCGACUUCCAGUGAACUCUAUGUAGUGUCAG
This is a messenger RNA of Scleropages formosus (Asian bonytongue), 3193 nucleotides long. Its product is annotated as copine-8-like. The transcript has 20 exons. Gene Ontology annotation, cellular component: plasma membrane. The record is from RefSeq and is a predicted model, not a curated record. Gene Ontology annotation, molecular function: calcium-dependent phospholipid binding. The coding region runs from base 204 to 1892 and encodes 562 amino acids. Gene Ontology annotation, biological process: cellular response to calcium ion. NCBI's taxonomy places the organism in Eukaryota, Metazoa, Chordata, Actinopteri, Osteoglossiformes, Osteoglossidae.